Molecule: messenger RNA, 1068 nt
Organism: Varanus komodoensis (Komodo dragon)
Lineage: Eukaryota; Metazoa; Chordata; Lepidosauria; Squamata; Varanidae
Gene: TRAPPC6B
Product: trafficking protein particle complex subunit 6B
Exons: 6
Coding region: 124-615 (163 amino acids)
Biological process (GO): regulation of GTPase activity; endoplasmic reticulum to Golgi vesicle-mediated transport
Cellular component (GO): TRAPP complex; trans-Golgi network; cis-Golgi network
Source: RefSeq, a predicted model, not a curated record
UAGUUCCGCCUCUGCUCUUAAGGAGGGACCGGGUUUGGCCUAGGCCAGGAGAAGGGCGAGAGGGCCGGCUGGCCUGCGUGCCUGCUUGCCUAGCGUUUCCCAUCACGUCGGGAGCGGCCUGACAUGAACAAGUCGGAGAUGGCAGACGAGGCCCUCUUCCUGUUGUUGCACAACGAGAUGGUGUCUGGGCUGUAUCGCGCCGCGGAGCAAGGCGACGGGGAAAAUGGACGAUGCAUCACAAAACUGGAAAAUAUGGGGUUUAGAGUGGGACAGGGAUUAAUAGAAAGGUUUACCAAAGAUACUGCCAGAUUCAAAGAUGAACUAGAUAUAAUGAAGUUUAUCUGCAAAGAUUUUUGGACUACUGUGUUCAAAAAGCAAAUUGAUAACCUCAGGACCAAUCAUCAGGGCAUUUAUGUGCUUCAGGAUAACAAAUUUCGUCUCCUGACUCAAAUGUCUGCUGGUAAACAGUAUCUGGAACAUGCCCCUAAGUAUUUGGCAUUUACUUGUGGAUUAAUUAGAGGUGCAUUAUCAAACCUGGGAAUCAAGAGCAUUGUAACAGCUGAGGUGUCAACAAUGCCUGCAUGUAAAUUUCAGGUGAUGAUUCAGAAGAUAUAGACAUGUAUAAAAUCAUCCUCCUGCUUUGUAAAAUGCAAAAAUAAACAGUAUAUUUUAUUUAUAAUUAUAUUUACAUGAAGUUGUUCUGUUUUAUGUAAAAUUUAGACAAAUCGCCUGAAGAACUUUUUGAUAUGACAAAUGCCCCUUUCUUCCUAGCUUCUCUUGUAGAUUUGUAGUAUUCAGCUUGUGUGUUUCCAAGAUGAUGAUGCAUUUUACAACUUUGUAUUGAUAGAAUGGCAAUCUUAAUUAAAUGCCCAGUUCUAAUUUCUGGUUAAUUAUCAGUAUUUUGCUCUAGCAAUACAGAAUUGGUUCGUGGCUCUGAUCCAAAGGUGGGCUUUGCAAGAUCCUUGUAUGCAGUGAAUUCUUCUUAUUUUAACUAAGGCUGCAAUGUUUAAUCAAAUUAUCUUUUAGAUGACUGAAACCUAUAGAAUAAAUUUGUGUCCCCAAUCUCAA